Messenger RNA from Electrophorus electricus (electric eel), 2233 nucleotides. Its product is annotated as E3 ubiquitin-protein ligase TRIM39-like. Gene Ontology annotation, molecular function: protein binding; zinc ion binding. The record is from RefSeq and is a predicted model, not a curated record. Lineage: Eukaryota; Metazoa; Chordata; Actinopteri; Gymnotiformes; Gymnotidae.
AUGGCCUCUGCCCUAUCAGAAGAGCAGUUCAUGUGUUGCAUCUGUCUGGAUUUUUUCUGUCAGCCUGUUUCUAUCCCAUGUGGUCACAACUUCUGCCUCUCAUGCAUCCGAGAAUUCUGGGAUAAAGCUGAGCGCAGUGAAUGUCCACUGUGCAAGGAGGGCUUCCGGCGAAAGCCGGAACUCCGGGUCAACCAUGCCCUUGCUGAUAUCACUGAGGGAUUCAAAAGGUCCUUCCAGGUCAAUUCAAAUCAGGUCAGAAGGCCAGAACUGGGCCAAAGGGACAGGAAAGUAGAGGAAGAGGGGAUGUCUGGGAAAUGGGAUGUCUGCCCCAGGCAUGGAAAGCCACUGGAAGUUUACUGCAGGACGGAGCAGGCGGUCGUGUGCUCAAGAUGUGUGGAGAGUCAGCACAAAGGACACCAGACAGUGGCUGUGGAGAGAGAGAGCAAGAGGAUGAGGGGGGAACUGCGUGAGGCAGGGUCCAGACUGCUGCGGAUGAUCCAAGAGCGCACGGGGAAGGUGGACGAGAUCAAACUCUCUCUGCAGCUCAGCAAAAGAACCACCGAGAAGGAGAUGGAGCAGAGCAUGCAGGGCUUCACUGCCCUGCUGCGCUCUAUCGAGAGAAGCCAAGAGGAGCUGCUGGAGGAGCUGAGGGAGAAGCAGAGGGAGCUGGAGCAGCGGGGCGGUGCACUCCUGGAAGAGCUGGAGAAGGAGCUUGCCGACCUCGUGAUGAAAAAGUCGGAGUUGGAGCAGCUCUUAGACACAGAGGAUACACUGCACCUUCUCCAAAGUUUCCACUCUGUGGCGUGUCCUCCUCGUACUAAGGACUGGUCCCAGACCUGCAUCAGGAACGAUGAGCGUGUGGGCACAGUGAGGAGAGCCAUGGCCAACCUGGAGGAGUUGCUGCGCAGCCAGGAGCGGAGCCUGUGUGAAGCUGAAUUGCGCCAGAUCCAGCGAUAUACGGUGGAUGUGACCUUUGACCCCCGGACCGCUGCCCCCUGGCUCAUCCUUUCCUCCGACCUUAAGCAAGCCAGUCUGGGCUACCAGCCCCUGUCUGAUCUUGUACCGCCCAGCCCCCUGCGCUUUGACUCCUGUGUGUGUGUCCUGGGACAGCCAGGAAUUACCACCGGGAGGCACUACUGGGUGGUUCAGGUUGGAGGCAAGACAGACUGGGAUCUUGGUGUGGCACGAGAGUCGAUCAACAGGAAGGGUUCCAUAACCGUUCGGCCCGAUCAAGGUUUCUGGGCCGUGUGCCGUCGGAGUGGCGGUCACCUGAGUGCCUGUGCCGGACCCUCCAUCCCACUUGUCUCCUUCCGUGAAAGGCCCCAGAGGGUGGGGGUGUUUGUGGACUAUGAGGAGGGCCUUGUCUCCUUCUAUGAUACUGAUGCCAGAUUUCACAUUUAUUCCUACACUGGGUGCACCUUUGCUGAAACACUGUACCCGUACUUCAACCCCUGUCUCCAUGAUGACGGGAAGAACAUUGCCCCUCUUCUCAUCUGUCCUGUUGGGGGAGAAGUCAAGACCUCUGAGGCAGAUGUUAGGGUGGGGAGGUCGUCAAUGUCUGGAAGCCACAGGGUGCAGAGCCUGUUUUAGGAUCAGUGAUGUCUUGCACUGUGAAUUAGGAAUGAUAAGUCUCUUCUCAGACAAGAUGUGCCCGGUUCUUGAUGGGGGAACUGCGUGAAGCGGGGUCCAGACUGCUGCAGAUGAUAUAGUGUCAGAGUCUGAAGGACCAGAAUCCCAGAGGUGAGUGUCUAUGGAAAGGUUACCAAAUUGAGUUGUGGAGGGCCAGAGUCCAAUAGAGUUUGGUGAUUUAUUCGCUCUAACACAUGGAAAUAUUUAAACUGUGCUGGACUGUUAUUUGCUUGGGACCCCAUUCACUCUUUAGUCAGUGACUUCUGUGAAACCAUUGUCCAGAACCAAUCUGCAGUCUUCAAUAGAGCAAGAUGACCAGAUUUAAAGCAAUAACAUAGUGUUAAGGCUACUCCUACAGUGUAAGAAUUUAACACUUGCACCUUCAAUAUGUAUUCAUUUUUAUACUGAGCUGGAUUGGUUUGCUAAACACAAAGACUAACCUAAAGAAACAACCGUAUACAUCAAAUAUAUUGUAUUGUUCAGAAUUUAUCCUUUGUUGAUGUCAUUGUUGAUGUUGUAAAUAAAACGUUCCUAAACAUUAAACCAAGAAAUUUUGUGCCAGGUGGUUGACAGUGGGGAUAAAACAGCAGACAGAAAUAAGAAU